AAGAAGCGCUGUUAGUGUGGGUGUAUGUGUGUGAGCGCGCUCCUCCCUGACUUUCCCAUAGCCUAUGGAGCUGUUGUUCUCCGAGUUAAUGCAGGGACAGUCAGACGGACACGAAGAAUAGAGCAACAAAAGAGAAAGUGUUAGCCUUAGCAAAAGUCUGAGGCAUUCUUUUAUAUGCCCUUUUUCAACUAAAAACAACCAGUUAUCGUAAGAGACGCAACAUUUGGAUUUUGAAAGAGAGGUUCCAGGAAUGGAUCCACCAGUUACUAAAACAGGACUGUCCAGUUGUCUCCGAAACUUUUAAUAAUUUCAAAUUGUUCUGAUCGCCAGAAGAGCGCGCAGACGGGGUCAAUUUCGUGAAAGGAUUGGGAAACUAGCCGCAUGAUAAAACUUUGUUGAAGCCACUGAUUAUACGGACUGCUGUUACGCUGAGCCGUUCGACAUUGCACAUGGGGUGACCCAGAAAGGCUUCCUGGGCCUCUGAGACGUGACCUUCGGCCCAGACACGCCGCCUCCCUCCCGCCGUGUGAAUGACUCUUUGUCGAAAGGCCGCCGUGCUCUGUCACCCUGUCGCCAUGAAGAGCAAGUAUUCCCAGUACUACAACAAAACCCUGAUCCACGACUACUAUGCCUUUGCCAAGGACAUGACCCCUAAGGAGCUGGACGACAUGACCCAGGACAAGCCAGCGCUCCCCACUAUCAACAUCGUCAUCGUGGUGCUCUGCAGCAUCAUCAUCCUGGAGAACCUGCUGGUACUCAUCGCGGUCUUCCGGAACAAGAAGUUCCACUCUGCCAUGUUCUUCUUCAUCGGCAACCUGGCCUUUUCCGACCUUCUGGCAGGUUCCGCCUACAUAGCCAAUAUCUUCCUAUCGGGUCGAAGGACCUUUGAGUUGGUGCCAGUGCAGUGGUUCAUCAGAGAAGGAACGGCUUUCAUUGCCCUGGCGGCCUCGGUCUUCAGCCUGCUGGCCAUUGCCAUAGAGCGCUACAUUGCCAUAACCAAGGUGAAGGUGUACGGCUCCAACAAGACCUGCCGCAUGUUCCUGCUGAUCGGAGCCUGCUGGGUCACCUCCAUCCUGCUGGGUGGGCUGCCCAUCAUCGGCUGGAACUGCAUCGACGACAUGACCUUGUGCUCCGCCGUGCUGCCCCUCUACUCCAAGAAGUACAUCUUGUUCGUGGUGACCAUCUUCAGUAUCAUCCUCCUCUCCAUCGUCAUCCUCUACGUGCGCAUCUACCUGAUCGUGCGCUCCAGUCACCAGGAGGCCACCAACUCCCCCGCCUACGCCCUGCUGAAGACAGUCACCAUCGUGCUGGGGGUCUUCAUCGUGUUCUGGCUGCCCGCCUUCACCAUCCUCCUCCUGGACACCUCCUGCAGGAUGGCCUCUUGCCCGGUCCUGUCCAAGGCCAACUACUUCUUUGGCCUUGCCACUCUGAACUCGGCGCUGAACCCCGUGAUCUACACCCUCCGCAGUAAGGACAUGAGGAAGGAGUUCCUGCGCGUGCUGUGCUGCUGGGGCCUGCUGCAGAGCGGGCGCCCCACCGACCGCUGCCUGGUCCCCCUGAAGAGCUCCAGCUCGCUGGAGCACUGCACCAACAAGCACGAACACCAGACCACUCCCAUCAUGCAGGACUGCACCACCUGUGUCUGACAUGACGCUCACCUCUGUCUGAAUGUAUGUAUGGAGAGAGAGAGAGAGAGAGAGAGAGAGAGAGAGAGAGGGCUAGCUAGCAUGAGAACAAGAUGGUGUGUGUGUGUGUGGUGGAUCAUGGAGGAGAGUUGUGUGCAGGUGUAGAGACUUAAAAGGAUGAAAGCACACCUGGGAACCCUGGCUAUCUGAACGCUGGGACACAACAACUGUCUGUUAAGAGACUGGUUACAAUGAAUCCCUUCUCAUUACAAUCAUUUCAGUGUGAGCUCACAAUCAGCAUUAUAUUGAUUCACCCAUGUAAGAGCGUGACAACACAAUCAUCCUGGAGUGAAUAUGCUUGAUUCCAUGAAUUUACAAUCGCAGAGAAUGUUCAGAAAUGCGAAAAAAAAGAAAGAAAAAAAAACGUUUUAAAUGUGUGGCUAGCCUCAGCAAUCACAGUCAUUGAUGGAGAUUCUUAAGUAAUGGUUCUUAUUGUACUUAGCAGCUUGUUUUCGGGUAUGCAUACUUCUAUUGAAAGCCAAAUACACAACACCAAAUACAUACUUUAACAUCAAUGUUAUUAAGCUUUCAAAAAUUGCACUUUGUGGACAUGUAAGCAUUGUGCAAUUGUUUAUUUCUGUUGGCUGUUCCAGGAUCGAACCACGUUAUUUUCUCAGAGGAAAGGAGGCCUUUACAUCCAGUAUUGAGGCCUAUUAGACAGGAAGCCAUGGCUUGUUCUAGUAAGCACUUCACUCCACAUCGGCCAACCCCCUUGAGUUAACCCCUUAAACAGGGCUAUAUAGUCUCUAUAUAAACAUGCAUACAACCCUUUUGAUUAACUGCAAAAAGUACUCUGCUUGCAUAUUAUUGCAUGACAUUCUAACUCAUUUGUAAAAACUACUGUGUAUAUUACUGGUAUAUUACAGUCUGAGCUUCCUCAUUAACAUUCUUACCCCUCCCUCUUUGCCCUUGUAAUCUGUCCCUCUCGCUUUUACUGUUGUCUUUUGUAACUUAACAGUUUCCUAAGAGGAAGGCCCAAUCUGGAAGCACAUUUCCUGAAGUGAGUUAGCACUGAUACAUUUCACUUAAUGACAGCUGUCUAGCAGCUCUCCACUUGGAGGGACCGUUGUCUUGACAACUUUGUUGCAUCACAGCUGCAUUGUGGAGUGUGUACCUGUGCCUUCCUCCUGGGGACUGAGGCUGAAUGUAAGUAUGAAGUGUUUGGGGCAGCAGCUCCAUUGUUGACAGUAUUAUUGAUCAUUGCCUAUUGUGCAUUGAUAAUCUAUUGACGUGCAGAGAGUGGGAUAAACAGGGUAGGUCACUCUCACUGUGAAGUCUUAAAAAGCACAUGACCCGGAACAUUACCAAAAAUAAUCCCGUUUUUAAUUGUCAAAUAGUUUAGUCAAACAUAGGACGAAAUGGGAUCUGUCCAGAGUAAACAUGUCUUAGUCUUCUCAAAAAUCCCUCUCUUCCCAAAAUCGAGAGCACUCCGGUUUCAGAGUCGGCUCCAAGGCUAUGUGGGAGGUCGACCACCACUUCAUCCUCUGUAGAACUACAAUCUCUCAACUUCUUUUAGUCACAGGAUGUCCUGUUGUUCAUUGACGGUUCCUGUUGUUUGACACACACACCUUUGACACGCUUCAUGUUUCUGUGCAGUUUUUAUGCCAUCCAGACAUCAACCUUCAUUUGGUAGUAGUAAAAGCACUUUGGCAGCUUACAUAAUAUCUGCUCUCGCCCAUUUUUUUUUUUUGAAGACCGAUGUGUUUAAGUUGGUUAAAUCUUACCUAUCACUUCACUUCAGCAUUGUUGCCUAACCCUGUCUGUUUUUUAUGAUAUAUGAAUUACUAUGUAUGUAUGUAAGUAUGUAUGUAUGUAUCUAUGUACAGUAUGUAUGUAUGAACUCUGUUAUUGUAUGGAAUGUCUUGUGUGCAAUAGCCUUUGUGUCCAUUAGCACGCUGCCUGUUAAUUUGGUACAAUCUUAAACACUAAUAGAGGUACAUAAACAAUUUGUUAAUUGCAUUCCUUUUUAUAAAA
Molecule: messenger RNA, 3659 nt
Organism: Osmerus eperlanus (European smelt)
Lineage: Eukaryota; Metazoa; Chordata; Actinopteri; Osmeriformes; Osmeridae
Gene: s1pr2
Product: sphingosine-1-phosphate receptor 2
Exons: 3
Coding region: 531-1646 (371 amino acids)
Biological process (GO): sphingosine-1-phosphate receptor signaling pathway; adenylate cyclase-activating G protein-coupled receptor signaling pathway; regulation of metabolic process
Cellular component (GO): cytoplasm; plasma membrane
Molecular function (GO): sphingosine-1-phosphate receptor activity
Source: RefSeq, a predicted model, not a curated record